Molecule: messenger RNA, 2529 nt
Organism: Cercocebus atys (sooty mangabey)
Lineage: Eukaryota; Metazoa; Chordata; Mammalia; Primates; Cercopithecidae
Gene: ATP6V0D2
Product: ATPase, H+ transporting, lysosomal 38kDa, V0 subunit d2
Exons: 8
Coding region: 237-1289 (350 amino acids)
Biological process (GO): proton transmembrane transport; vacuolar acidification; vacuolar transport
Cellular component (GO): vacuolar proton-transporting V-type ATPase complex; proton-transporting V-type ATPase, V0 domain; plasma membrane proton-transporting V-type ATPase complex
Molecular function (GO): proton-transporting ATPase activity, rotational mechanism
Source: RefSeq, a predicted model, not a curated record
GAUUUACUUGGGUCAUCUGGCUGAUUCAUUGUUGCUGUAAAAACAGGGCUGAGUGUGCUGUGUUGAAAGCCACUGAAACCAGAGGAAACUAGUCACACAAACCCUGACUACCACCUGACAGAUUGCUUGUGCUGCCUGAUAAUUACUCGCACUUUUCCCAGGCUAGUGCAUGUCUUCAGGGGCCGUCCAGAACUACAGAGCUGUUUCACCCUACCUUGGCUUCGAUCUCUUCCCCCAUGCUCGAAGGUGCGGAGCUGUACUUCAACGUGGACCAUGGCUACCUGGAGGGCCUGGUUCGAGGAUGCAAGGCCAGUCUCCUGACCCAGCAAGACUAUAUCAACCUGGUCCAGUGUGAGACCCUAGAAGACCUGAAAAUUCAUCUCCAGACUACUGACUAUGGUAACUUUUUGGCUAAUCAAACAAAUCCUCUUACUGUUUCCAAAAUUGACACCGAGAUGAGGAAAAGACUGUGUGGAGAAUUUGAGUAUUUCCGGAAUCAUUCCCUGGAGCCCCUUAGCACAUUUCUCACCUAUAUGACGUGCAGUUACAUGAUAGACAAUGUGAUUCUGCUGAUGAAUGGUGCAUUGCAGAAAAAAUCUGUGAAAGAAAUUCUGGGGAAGUGCCACCCCUUGGGCCGUUUCACAGAAAUGGAAGCUGUCAACAUUGCAGAGACACCUUCAGAUCUCUUUAAUGCCAUUCUGAUUGAAACGCCAUUAGCUCCGUUCUUCCAAGACUGCAUGUCUGAAAAUGCUCUAGAUGAACUGAAUAUUGAAUUGCUGCGCAAUAAACUAUACAAGUCUUACCUUGAGGCAUUCUAUAAAUUCUGUAAGAAUCAUGGUGAUGUCACAGCAGACGUUAUGUGUCCCAUUCUUGAGUUUGAGGCCGACAGACGUGCUUUUAUCAUCACUCUUAACUCCUUUGGUACUGAAUUGAGCAAAGAAGACCGAGAGACCCUCUAUCCAACCUUCGGCAAGCUCUAUCCUGAGGGGUUGCGGCUGUUGGCUCAAGCAGAAGACUUUGACCAGAUGAAGAACGUAGCAGAUCAUUACGGAGUAUACAAACCUUUAUUUGAAGCUGUAGGUGGCAGUGGGGGAAAGACAUUGGAGGACGUGUUUUACGAGCAUGAGGUACAAAUGAAUGUGCUGGCAUUCAACAGACAGUUCCACUACGGUGUGUUUUAUGCAUAUGUAAAGCUCAAGGAACAGGAAAUGAGAAAUAUUGUGUGGAUAGCAGAAUGUAUUUCACAGAGGCAUCGAACUAAAAUCAACAGUUACAUUCCAAUUUUAUAAGCCAAGUGAAGUUCUCAAAUGCAGAAAAUUAUAAAUGUUGAAAGGAAGUUAUUGAAGAAAAUAAAAGAAAUUAUGUUAUUUAUCUAGACUACACAAAAGUAAGCCACACUAUAUCUUCUUGAGCUGCAAAUCCAUGGAAACACAGUAAGCCAGCCCUGAAACAAAGCAUUUCUUUAUUCUCAGUGGCAUUAGAUCUUGUUUCCACAUGUCUGUCUCAUUCUUCACUGGGUCUUACAGGUUAAUUUUAAUUAACCCUAUGGUAUUUUUCUUAUUCUUGUUUGAUCAUGUUAAAAAUUGGACCUAAUAAAAGUAUUUUAUUCAUGCUUUUCCAUGCUUCGCUACAGGUCCAAAUACUGAAUGUCUCCUUUGCUUUUUCUCUUUUAAAUUUUUUUCUAGACAAGGUCUCAGUCUGUCACCUAGGCUACAGUGCAGUGGUGUGAUCACAGCUCACUGCAGCCUCCACUUCCCAGGCUCAAGUGAUCCUCCCACUUCUCAGCCUCCCAAGUAGCUGGGACUACAAGUGCACACCACCACACAAGGCUAAUUUUUGUAUUUUUUGUAGAGACAGGGUUUCUACAUAUUACCCAGGCUAGUGUCGAAUUCCUGGGCUCAAGGGAUCCACGAUCCCCCUUGACCUCCCAAAGUGUUGGGAUUACAUGCGUGAGCCACUGUGUUGGGCUUCAUUGACAUUUUAACUGUCUGUUCCUUGCCUAGAUUCACAUAAAUCCAAAGCUGUAUGUAGCCAACAUGGUUCACAUUUGUUGGAAAAUGUGUUUUUUAUUUGUUUUGCUUUUUUUUUUUUUUGAGACAGAGUUUCGCUCUGUUGCCCAGGUUGGAGUGCAGUGGCAUGAUCUCGGCUCACUGCAACCUCUGCCUCCUGGAUUCAAGCAACUGUCUGCCUAAGCCUCCCAAGUAGCUGGGAUUACAGGCACUCACCACCACACCCGGCUAAUUUUUUGUAUUUUUAGUAGAGCUGGGGUUUCACUAUCUUGGCCAGGCUGAUCUUGAACUCCUGAUGUCAUGAUCCACCCUCCUCGGCCUCCCAAAGUGCUGGGAUUACAGGCCCCUUGUUCAGCCACCACACCUGGCCCCUUAUUUUGUUUUUCUAAUAUACUUUGAUCCAAUCAGCUUGAGAAAGCAACACAACUCCAAAUCCUAUCUUUUAGAUGUAAGCAGUGUUCAAUUUGUUAAUAAAUUUGCUUUUCACACCUUUCUCUAAAUAAAAGGUAUAUCUCUCUUU